Xenia sp. Carnegie-2017 is the source of this 1782-nucleotide messenger RNA. RefSeq lists its product as uncharacterized. The record is from RefSeq and is a predicted model, not a curated record. NCBI's taxonomy places the organism in Eukaryota, Metazoa, Cnidaria, Anthozoa, Malacalcyonacea, Xeniidae. Bases 102 to 1628 code for a protein of 508 amino acids. The transcript is spliced from 6 exons.
AAGUUUUUUUGUUUAAUUUGCACUUCGUUGGAGUCACAAACAUUAUUGGAGUCAUACUUUUAGAGGGAACUCAUAAUAUACAAUAUCAACGUCAAAGCAUCAUGUCAUUGGCAUCAAAGUGGAAUUUACUUCGUUUGUGUUUUAUCUUCCUGAUUUUUGUGGUAGCUUAUGGCCCUCUGUAUUUAAAGCUAGAAUUUACUCGUGAUUCAAGAACAUCUCUACAUGAAGUUUUUUCUCGAGCGUUCCGGGGAGAAGAAAACACAAACUGUUCACUUGAUUUCUCCAAUCAAUGGUUACGGAUACACAAAUCUCGCACAGACUGGCAGAGUAUUUUACAACCAUGCAAGGACCAGUUAAAAUGGGGCACACACAAAUCUGGUUGGGGUGCAUUUAAUCGAAGCUCUGGAAAAAAAAGUUCAGUUGGUUAUAUGGACAUUCGACCUUCUGGACAGUUUUCACGAAUUUUUAUAGAAAGUCGAAAUGCAAAUGGAGUCCUAAAGACAAUUGGAGGUGACAAUUGGAUAGUGCAUUUUAUUGGACCGUCUAACGUCGCAGCAACAGUUUUUGAUCACGAAAAUGGCACUUACGAAGCAGUUGCACUUCUUAUGGAAGCUGGAACUUAUACUGUUGAGGCUUAUCUUGAAUACAGUCUUUGUGAUGGGCUGCGGGAACCACCAAGCAACUGGUUUAUAUUAGGAAACGGUGAAGGCCGAGAUCAACCCAGUGGUAUAAUUGGGGACGUAAGUCAACAUAUUCAUGAACGUCUUAAAGCUGCAGAUAAUAUUGAGUUCAAAGUACACUUGAAAAAGUGUGCAUCAAAACAAACAGGCAGUCUAAUAAAUGAAACAAAAUGCAAAAAGACUUGUCAAUGUCUUAAUGAGAAUUUUGGACGAUGGAAAAACAAAACGUGGCAACCAUUUUACUCAGAUGAAUGGAAUAUCAAUUUGGAAGUUUCUAAAACACGACCAAAAAAAGUCAGCAAAGGAUACCUGUUUAUAUAUGGAGAUUCUGUUUCUAUGCGAUUUUGGCGUUCUAUUAAACGAAAAGAUAUGUGUAGGUUUUCAUUCAAAGCUUGCAAAUUUUUUUACCAAUGGAUAUAUCCUAUUGAAAACACUGAGUUUUUAAAAAUGGAUGAUUACGACUUUCGUCCCAAGAUUGUCAUAUAUUACAUAAAAAAGGCUCUAGGAAGUGAACUAAUAAAAGGAAAGGAAAACGUGUUUAUGUUAAACUUUGGACUUCAUUACGUACGAAGUGUUAAUUUUACGACAUUUAAAAAGCUUGUUGAUGAUGUAAUAGUUGUGUUGCAGAACCGUACAAAAGAGUUCAAAACCAAUGUAACAUUUGUUUGGAAGACUACAACAGCAAUCCGUCAAGGACGUGGACACAACACUGCCUGGAGGUUUUACACACAACAGAGAUUAACGCUGUUCGACGCGUACGCCAUGUCAGAAAUGUGUAAAGCUGGUUUCUACGUAGCUGACGUGUUUCCACUAAGUGCAUCAUAUUUACCUGGACCAUUUGAUUCUUCUCAUUACAAUAACAGUGUGUUUGAGUCGUUGGGAAGAGAUUUAGAGCUUUUUUUGAUUGCUGGUUUGGAUUAUCGACCAAGAAGGGUGUGCAUUGAAUAAGACUUGCUCACAAGUACAGACAAUCAAACGUAUUUUUCUUACAUUUAUACAUGUUCUAUCUUACAACUUAAACUAGUGCUUAUUAAAAUGUAUCAAUUGAUACCGUGCAAGUGCACAUAUCUUUUUGAUUAAUACAAAAUAACCAGUGCAAAAA